AUGGCGGUCACUAUCGAGGAUCUCUAUCGAAGCUACGGGGUCCUUGCUGAUGCCAAGGACGACGUCAGUCAGCACAAAGAUGCCUACCAAGUCAUCCUUGAUGGAGUGAAAGGCGGGCCCAAAGAGAAGCGACUGGCAGCCCAGUUUAUCCCUAAGUUCUUCAGCAGCUUCCCGGAGUUGGCGGACGCAGCCAUCAACGCCCAGCUUGAUCUCUGCGAAGAUGAUGACGUAUCGAUCCGGCGGCAGGCUAUCAAGGAGCUCCCACGGUUUGCAACUGGUGACAACAUACUCAAAGUCGCAGAUAUUCUCACACAGCUCCUCCAGACAGAUGACACUGCUGAAUUCAACCAAGUGAACGUUUCGCUCAUUUCCAUCUUCAAGAUUGACGCAAAGGGCACUCUUUGCGGCCUCUUCUCACAGAUUCUUCAAGGGGAAGACAUUGUGCGGGAGAGGGCCAUCAAAUUUCUAUCCACCAAACUCAAGACCCUACCUGAGGACGUCAUGACAAAGGAAGUUGAGGAGUAUGUCUUUGCAGAAACUAAGAAGGUGCUGGAGGAUGUGACGGGUGAGGAGUUUGUCCUGCUGAUGCGCUUGGUGUCAGGCCUGCGCGUGUUGCAGACGGUAAGCGGGCGUCAGCAACUGGUGGAGCUGGUGGUGGAGCAGGCCUUCCUCGAGCAGGCGCUCAACCCAGCCGACCCCGACACAGUGGACCGCUUGCUUCAAUGUACACGCCAGGCACUCCCCCUCUUCUCUAAAAAUGUCCAUUCCACACGUUUUGUAACCUACUUUUGUGAGCACGUCCUUCCCAACCUCAGCACGCUGACGACUCCUGUGGCUGAGCUGGACAUCCAACUUGAGGUCCUAAAGCUGCUGGCAGAGAUGAGUCCGUUCUGCGGUGACAUGGACAAGCUGGAGACCAACCUCAACAUACUCUUUACAAAGCUUUUGGAGUACAUGCCUCUUCCACCAGAAGAGGUGGAAAACGGCGAGCAGCCAGCCAGCGAGGAACCCAAGCUGCAGUUCAGCUACGUGGAGUGUCUGCUAUUCAGCUUCCACCAGCUUGGCAAGAAGCUGCCCGACUUCCUCAUUGACAAAGUGGAUGCCGAGCGCCUCAAAGACUUCAAGAUCAGGUUACAGUAUUUUGCCAGAGGUCUACAGGUGUACAUCAGACAGCUGCGAGUGGCUCUGCAGGGAAAGACCGGAGAAGCGUUAAAGACAGAUGAGAACAAAAUCAAGGUGGUGGCCCUCAAGAUCACAAACAACAUCAAUGUCCUCAUCAAGGAUCUCUUCCACAACCCUCCGUCGUUCAAGAGCGCUAUCACGCUGUCUUGGAAGCCUGUCCAGAAAACUGAGGCGGCAGCUGUGGGUGUCAAGCGUCCAUCCAGUGAGGACACAGGCUCGGGAGCCAGCCUGAAAAAGCAAAUUGUCCCGCAGCCUCGGCGGGACGCCCGGCAAAUCUACAACCCACCCAGUGGCAAAUACAGUUCCUCCCUAGGGAACUUGAACUACGAACAGCGUGGAGGCUUCAGGGGCGGAAGGGGACGGGGCUUCGGCACCAGAGGCAACAGAAGCCGAGGGCGGAUCUACUGA
This is a messenger RNA of Nerophis lumbriciformis (worm pipefish), 1590 nucleotides long. Lineage: Eukaryota; Metazoa; Chordata; Actinopteri; Syngnathiformes; Syngnathidae. The record is from RefSeq and is a predicted model, not a curated record.